Messenger RNA from Carassius gibelio (silver crucian carp), 945 nucleotides. Its product is annotated as bombesin receptor subtype-3-like. The transcript has a single exon. The record is from RefSeq and is a predicted model, not a curated record. Gene Ontology annotation, cellular component: membrane. Gene Ontology annotation, biological process: G protein-coupled receptor signaling pathway. The coding region runs from base 1 to 945 and encodes 314 amino acids. Lineage: Eukaryota; Metazoa; Chordata; Actinopteri; Cypriniformes; Cyprinidae. Gene Ontology annotation, molecular function: G protein-coupled receptor activity.
AUGGAGGUCCAAGACUGGAUUGAAUCAUCAAUCCGAGCGCUUUUCUGUUUGACCGGCAUUACAGGGAACUUCUGGCUGGGUUUGCGCUCUCUUCCCAAAUCCAUAUCUCAACUGCGACCCAACGACGUCCUCUUCAUGAACCUGGCCGCGUCCAAUCUGAUCACAAACUGCUUGGUGGAUCUUCCAGACACAUUGGCGCAGUUUGUGAACAACUGGUUCAUUGGAAGAAGCUACUGCGGCGUGCUUCAGUUCUCAUCCGAUCUCUCGGAGACCAGCAGCAUCUUCUCCACUAUGUUCAUCAGCAUGUAUUGGCACCAGAAACUGGUGGGCUCCAUCAGUCGUGGAGGAGCUCCGGUGCAGAUGGAUGAUUUGAGGUUAGUCGGCGUAUUGCUCGCUGGGAGCUGGAUCGUGGCGUUGAUGUUCAGCGUUCCCCACUUUUUUAUUGCAGAACACGAUGGGAACGAGACUUUAGAGGUCUGUGAAGAACGUUUCCCAACACCUGCGGAGAAAAAGACGUUUGACGCGCUGUAUCUGAUUCUGGCGAACGUGGUUCCACUUGUUGGGAUCACCUACGCCAGCGUGCAGAUCGUCUUAACGCUGCUCCAGAGUCAAAAACGAAUCACACACCACUCCAAAGAAAGAAAUGCACCACCUACAGAAGAAAAUAUGGCUGAAAAGUCUAAAGUCGUGAAUAGCGUCGCGUACCCACAGCUCAGACCCAAUCAGUCCUCGAGUUACCAGGUUCGAGCUGCCAAAAGUGUGGUUGCAGUCGCCACCAUCUUCAUCUUCUGCUGGUUUAUUCACCUUGUGCUCCGCAUCUACAGCAGCUUCAGAAACUCCAUCCUCGUUGUGAAACUCACCAAUUUUAUAGGAGCUUUUUACACCUGUUUUGUUCCCUAUGUGUACUUGCAUGGUGUGAAGAAACUCAGCUGCUCUUGGUGGUAA